CCAGAUCUAGGUUCUCUCAACCCAGCUUCAACACUAGCUACACCUUCCUUUUGGCUCUCUCUGUGCACUCACUUUGCACCAAUAGCAGUAAUGACGGUGGAGGCCGCGAUCCAGCCCAUUCUCUUGGCUCGCUUGAGCUGCCACUUGUAAAGUUGUGCCUACUCAAGGCUAGCCGUUAUUAACACAAUUGCAUCCUAGGUGGGAACAAAAUGAAGAAUUGGGCUCGUAGAUGGAAUACUUGGGGCUUGGCGACAGAAACAACCUCCUUAGUCUCAAGCUUAGCAGCCUUAACAACGGGCGCUAGCAACAUAGCGAGAGUUUGGGGACAGGAAGGUUUAGAGGUUGAGAUACUCCUGCGUCUGGUUUAGGGCAACGAUGGCAACCUUGCUUCUUUGUAUCUGAUGAUAAGGGUUUUUCUCAUUGUUAUUGGGUUAGUUUUUAGGCCCGUUUAAGUUGUAACGAUAUGAGACUCUGAGUCCGACUAUAAAGAGCAGAAAAAAUUCCCAGCUUCUCCAAGAUAGUUCCUAUAAUUAAUCCAGGUUUUCUCAAACCCAAAUCUGAGUUAACCCAAAUCUAGAGAAGAGGAAGAAAGGGGAAGAGAGAGAGAAAAAGAAUAAGAAAAAGAAAGAAGAAGGAUGAGU
Messenger RNA from Rubroshorea leprosula, 641 nucleotides. The record is from the annotation of a GenBank genome assembly. NCBI's taxonomy places the organism in Eukaryota, Viridiplantae, Streptophyta, Magnoliopsida, Malvales, Dipterocarpaceae.